AGAGGUUUUGGCCAAAGGUGAAGACUUUAUCGUCGUAGAUUAAAUUAAACCCUCGCUUUUGUGUUUCAAGUAGCUUCGGGUUCGUUUUCACUUUCUUGUUUCGAUUGCUGCAGCGAAACCAUCGGAGAAAUCUUUGAAGAUCAUGAGGAAUUUCUCCGAGCAAUAUGGUCGUCGCUCAGGGACCUACUUCUGUGUUGAUAAAGAUAAGGACAUCGUUGAAGAAGUCAGGAACACUGAACGGUAACUAGUCUUGAUCAUGCGGUUUACCGUGGCUAAGCUCUGAUUCCUCCAUAGUGGCCUGUCUUGUCUUUUCUCAUCACAGGUAUGUAACAUUCUCUUUUUUUCAACCCUGUUUCAGUGAUUCUCUGUGCUGAAAAAUAAUAAUCAUAAAUCAUCGCAACUUUU
Molecule: messenger RNA, 405 nt
Organism: Arabidopsis arenosa
Lineage: Eukaryota; Viridiplantae; Streptophyta; Magnoliopsida; Brassicales; Brassicaceae
Source: the annotation of a GenBank genome assembly